AUGAGAUCUGGUUUCAUAAAUUGGAAAAAAACAAUUAAAAAAUUCAAUGAGCAUGUAGGUGGAGUUGGUAGUGCGCACAAUGAGGCAAGAAUACAGUUUGAGGGUUUCAAGAAUCAAAGACAAAGUGUGGAGUAUUCAUUUUCAUCGGGGAAACAUGAGCUUGAAGUUGCUUAUCAGUGUUCAGAAGUUGUGGCAGUUGUUGGAAUGAAUGCACCUGGAAAUAAUCAAAUGAUUGCCCCAAAAAUUCAAAAGCAAUUGGUGAAUGCUUGUGCAGUUGAGACCACAAAUGCUAUUCUAGCUGAUCUUGGAGAUAGGUGGUUCACUUUACUACUUGAUGAGGCUCAUGACUGUUCAGUGAAAGAGCAAAUGACAGUUGUUAUUAGAUAUGUGAACAAGCAUGGAGAAGUGAUUGAACGAUUUAUGGUUGUAGUUCAUGUUGCAACAAUUACAGCUGCUUGUUUGAAGGAGGCAAUUGACUCUUUAUUUGCUAAGUAUGGUUUGUCGGUGGCGAGAUUGAGGGGUCAAGGAUAUGACGGUGCUUCAUGUUAG
Zingiber officinale is the source of this 549-nucleotide messenger RNA. RefSeq lists its product as uncharacterized. NCBI's taxonomy places the organism in Eukaryota, Viridiplantae, Streptophyta, Magnoliopsida, Zingiberales, Zingiberaceae. Bases 1 to 549 code for a protein of 182 amino acids. The transcript is spliced from 2 exons. The record is from RefSeq and is a predicted model, not a curated record.